Molecule: messenger RNA, 2195 nt
Organism: Carlito syrichta (Philippine tarsier)
Lineage: Eukaryota; Metazoa; Chordata; Mammalia; Primates; Tarsiidae
Cellular component (GO): lysosome
Molecular function (GO): palmitoyl hydrolase activity; thiolester hydrolase activity; protein binding
Source: RefSeq, a predicted model, not a curated record
GAGGAGGUCAGGAGAAACUGGGCCAGGCCGCACUUAGCUCAAGGGGCCUCGAGAACUCUCCGCGUCUCUGGAGACAAGCGCAGUACACGCACUUCAGAAUGAAGAGUUGCGGGAGCAUGCUGGGGCUCGAGGGGCAGCGGCUCCCCGCGGCGUGGGUCCUGCUCCUGUUGCCUUUCCUGUUGCUGCUACUUCCCGCAGCCCCUGCGCCCCACCGCGCGUCCUACAAGCCGGUCAUCGUGGUGCACGGGCUCUUCGACAGCUCGUAUAGCUUCCGCCACCUGCUGGAAUACAUCAAUGAGACACACCCUGGGACUGUGGUGACAGUGCUCGAUCUCUUCGAUGGGAGAGAGAGCUUGCGACCCCUGUGGGAACAGGUGCAAGGGUUCCGAGAGGCUGUGGUCCCCAUCAUGGCAAAGGCCCCUGAAGGGGUACAUCUCAUCUGCUACUCGCAGGGGGGCCUUGUGUGCCGGGCACUGCUCUCUGUCAUGGAUGAUCAUAAUGUAGAUUCUUUCAUCUCCCUUUCCUCUCCACAGAUGGGACAGUAUGGAGACACAGACUAUUUGAAGUGGCUAUUCCCUACCUCCAUGCGGUCUAACCUCUAUCGGAUCUGCUAUAGCCCCUGGGGCCAGGAAUUCUCUAUUUGUAACUACUGGCAUGACCCCCAUCACGAUGACUUGUACCUCAAUGCCAGCAGCUUCCUGGCUCUGAUCAAUGGGGAAAGAGACCAUCCCAAUGCCACAGUGUGGCGGAAGAACUUUCUUCGCGUGGGCCGCCUGGUGCUGAUUGGGGGCCCUGAUGAUGGUGUUAUUACUCCUUGGCAAUCCAGCUUCUUUGGUUUCUAUGAUGCAAAUGAGACCGUCUUGGAGAUGGAGGAGCAACUGCCUGCCCUGCCCACCCACCAGUCUGAGCUGCUGCUGCUGAGGCUGGUCUGCUUGAAGUCUCCGGGAGAGAGGGAAAGCCAGGUGGGAAUGGAGGGAGGGGAAGGCAGCCCACAAAGUCUGGAGUCAAAGAGAAUCAUGGGGUCCAGGGCUGAGCUGUACACUCUCUUAGGCGGAUUCACAUUCCUCCUGCUACUGAUGUCAGGCGAUGGGGCCAAGGGUGGAUCCCUCAAAGAGAGUCAGGGGGUCUGCUCCAUGCAGACAUUGGUGGUCCCUCUUCGCUACAACGAGUCCUACAGCCAACCAGUGUACAAGCCCUACUUGACCCUGUGUGCUGGAAGGCGCAUCUGCAGCACCUACAGGACCACGUACCGUGUGGCAUGGCGGGAGGUGAAGCGGGAGGUGCAGCAGACCCACGCCGUGUGCUGUCAGGGCUGGAAGAAGCGGCACCCGGGGGUGCUCACCUGUGAAGCCAUCUGCGCCAAGCCGUGCCUGAACGGAGGCGUCUGCAUUAGGCCGGAUCAGUGCGAGUGCGCUCCGGGCUGGGGAGGGAAACACUGUCACGUGGACGUGGAUGAAUGUAGGACCGGCGUCACCCUCUGCUCGCACCGUUGUCUCAACACGGCGGGCAGCUUCACCUGCGGCUGCCCCCACGGCCUGGUGCUGGGCCCGGACGGGCGCACCUGCGCGGGGGCGUCCCCGGAGCCCCCAACCAGUGCCAGCAUCCUCAACGUAGCCGGUGAGCGGGCGGGAGCACACAGGCCCCACUGCCAACACCCUGAGGCGUCUCUUCCUUCGUAGUGGGCGGGUCAGGCUGGGGCCUGGGUCCGAGCGGUGCUGCCCAUGCCGCCGGAGGAGCUACAGCCAGAACAGGUGGCCGAGCUGUGGGGCCGGGGCGACAGGAUCGAAUCUCUUAGCGACCAGGUGCUGCUGCUGGAGGAGAGGCUGGGCGCCUGUUCCUGUGAGGACAACAGCCUGGGCCCUGGCCUCAAUCAUCGAUAAGGAGCCUCUACAGCACCCAUGCCCCCUAAUUUAUACAGAAAUAGGACCCACUAAUCUGGGAUUCGUUGACUGGAAGCUGCAGAUAAGGCUAUCAGUAACCAAAGAGCAAUGAGCAACGGAAACUUUGGAGAGCUGAAGAAAGGGGGAAGGUGGGUUGUCUUGGGCACUCCUGAGUCUUCUGGCUGGGGGCAGGCUGCCUGGGGUGGGAUUGCUGCUUCAACUCCUUUAACAAAUGCAACCAGAAAGCACCCAGAUUGUUCUCUCUCUUUAUUUUUAGUUUCUUGCUGUUAUCCAGAUAAUAAAAACCAAUCCCAC